AUGCACCUACGACAAUGGCAGUUUGUCGAAACCACUACUUCAGGGCAACCGAUUCUACGUGAAAAUGAGAAGGAUAUAUACGUUGAACAUCAAGUUGGCUGUUACCAAGGAAAAUCCAAGAUCCUGGGGAAGCAGAAAGGAAGAAUAUAUGUUACCUCACAGAGAAUAAUAUACAUCGAUGACGAGAGCCCUACAUUAAAUUCGGUGUCACUUGAACUGGACGACGUUUUAGGUGUCGAAUACUCGUCUAAGUUCUUGCGUAAAUCAGCAAGAUUGUGCAUUUUUUUGAAAGACUCUACCUCUACUGCGAAUCCUGGCGCUACAGACACCGUGGGUCCCUCGAAUGAGAAGAGUUGUUGGACGUGUCCAAUUUGUGCAUUUGAGAAUAAGACUCUUGAGCAUCUAACACAAGACAAUAUACACUCUUUCCCAUGCUCCAAUUGCGGCAUUGCGCCUGAUUUCCAAAUGAUUGAGGGAUCUAUCAGAUAUCUAGAAAAUGCUCUCUCAGUUUUUGAAAACGUUGAAGAUACUGAAUGUCCGGCUUGCACAUUUCUUAACCACCCAUCUUUGAGGAACUGCGAGAUAUGUGGCACGAGGCUACCUUCCAAUUUGGCUGGGGACAGAUACCCUAGCAGCACUGACAAGCGAGUGAAAGUUGAGCUUGAGACAAAAGACGGACUCACAAAAGGUGAGCCAGUAUACGUCCAGUUAAGUUUCCGCUCAUCUGACGGGCUCCUGCUCUCUCAAACUAUUUCAAACCUCAUAUCAGACCAGCGCCGAGAUAAAUCCCAAAAGGUUUACAACAAAGGUGCCAGUUCCAUCAACGGUGUCCAACCUAUGAAAAAUGAGCUUUUGGAGACGGAAACUGAGCUGGGCCGUGUAGGAAUUGCUAGCCUGGAGAAGUCCCAGGAAGAUCGAUUGAUCAAUAACGAUAUAAUGCUCGGAAACGCCCUAACAGACCUAAACAACUUGAUGGCCCUAGCUUCUGAUAUUGAAAAGCUUUAUGAUACAGCAGAGCAGUCUAAACCGCAACGAAACGCGCCGCUACUGACAGUUGAUAGGGAAAAAUUCCUCACUAAGGACUUGUUCAUCAAAGAGAUAUCCAGAGAAUUGCACGGUUUCAUAAUGAACGAAUUUCAAGAGCAAAAAGAGACCGAGGGAGUGAUUUUAAUCUCGCUCGUUGAUACUUAUGCUUUGUACAACAAGACGAUGCGAAUCGGUUCGGGGCUCAUUUCCCCUCAAGAACUAUGGGAAGCCUGCAAAAAAUUCGAAGAGUUGGGACUCAGUGAUCUUCAGCUCACAACCAUCAACGGCCGGGUACUCUGCAUAUCUUCGGGAGACUCAUUCGCGUUUGUGAAGAAGAAAAUUUGGAAUAUAGUCACGACAUCUCCAGGCGCCGAUCUUCUCGAGCUAAGUCGACAGCUGAACAAUAAUAAUAUGAAUUCUUGGACGGCAGGAAUCAUUAUGGAGGCGCUAAAUAACUGCGUCAAUGAGGGUCAACUAUUAAUUGAUGAACAGAUAACCGGUGUCCACUACUAUGCGAAUUUCGAUUGGAGGAUAUAG
Messenger RNA from Lachancea meyersii CBS 8951, 1563 nucleotides. NCBI's taxonomy places the organism in Eukaryota, Fungi, Ascomycota, Saccharomycetes, Saccharomycetales, Saccharomycetaceae. The record is from the annotation of a GenBank genome assembly.